GAGCUGGUAAACCCACAGUUAGCAUUAUCAUAUUUGUUAUUGAUAUUGUGGUUUUGUUCAUGUGUAUCGCCUCAUUAAUACUAUGUUGUCGUGCGCUUCUUCGAGCUCACCUCCUAAAGCUGGCAACAGUACAGUUUGUUAGAAAUGCAUUGGGACGAGAGUUGAUGCUAAGUGAUCAAUUGGAAUUUUUGAAUUUUUGGUAUGUGAUGAUUGUUGCAAACGACAUAUGCAUUAUCUGUGGCACUCUCUGCAAAAUCACAAUUGAAUUCAAGGAUUUUGAUAAUGAUCUGUUUACUACGUCUGGUAUAUUACUGGGCACCGGUGCUCUUCUGGUUUACGUCGGUGUACUGCGUUACUUCUGUUUCUUUUCAAAAUAUAACAUAUUAAUUUUAACAGUAAAGAAAUCAUUACCGAAUAUUCUUCGAUUUAUGUCAUGUGCAGCUGUUCUUUAUGCCGGUUUUCUUAUUGCCGGAUGGGUUAUAAUCGGACCGUAUAGUUUAAAGUUUCGUACUUUGGGAAAAUCAUCAGAAGCGUUAUUUUCAUUAUUAAAUGGUGAUGAUAUGUUUGCUACUUUCUUUACUAUCAACGACUCUAAUACCAUUAUUAAAAUAUUUGGCACAGUAUACAUUUAUAUAUUUGUAUCUUUAUUCAUUUACGUAGUUUUAUCACUAUUUAUUGCUAUAAUCAUGGAUGCUUAUGAAGUCAUCAGGGAUCGCUACAGAAGUCAAGAGGUGGAAAAGAAAUCACUAUUACAACUUUUAUGUGCAGGCGAAUCACAUAAUUUAGUAGAUGCUGAAGAAAGACGAUUUCAGUAUUCUCCAAGAAAUUUACUCGAAUUAGAUUGUUGUGAUUUUUUUCGAUUAACUGACCGAUACCGUGAUCUAUUUCGUUGUAUGCAUCAACAGCGACCACCAUAUAAUUCUAUUGAAAAUUGA
Messenger RNA from Cercopithifilaria johnstoni, 935 nucleotides. The record is from the annotation of a GenBank genome assembly. Lineage: Eukaryota; Metazoa; Nematoda; Chromadorea; Rhabditida; Onchocercidae.